This is a messenger RNA of Alternaria novae-zelandiae, 3141 nucleotides long. RefSeq lists its product as uncharacterized. Gene Ontology annotation, molecular function: metal ion binding. The transcript has 4 exons. NCBI's taxonomy places the organism in Eukaryota, Fungi, Ascomycota, Dothideomycetes, Pleosporales, Pleosporaceae. Bases 1 to 3141 code for a protein of 1046 amino acids. The record is from RefSeq and is a predicted model, not a curated record.
AUGGGGUCAAUACAGCAGGAGUCGCACUUCAAGAAGCUGCAGCAGUUCAAGGCAAAUUACGCCGACGCUACAUUCACUCAGUAUGAAUCCCAGCGGACGGGUCUUCGGGUAGUGGUAGUCGAUCGAAAGGGUCCUAAGGUGUACGGAAAUUUUGCGGUAGCCACGGAGAUCCACGAUGAUUCGGGUGCACCGCAUACCCUUGAGCAUCUCUGCUUCAUGGGUUCGCGGAAAUACCCUUUCAAGGGCGUACUAGACAAGAUCGCCACCCGAUCAUACUCUGACACAAACGCAUGGACGGAUGUCUCCGAGACAGUCUAUACUCUCUCAACUGCAGGUUGGGAGGGUUUUGCACAGCUGCUACCUAUCUAUCUAGACCACCUCAUCGUACCUACGCUGACCGACGCCGGUUGUUACACUGAGGUCCAUCACAUCGAUGGCAAGGGAGAGGAUGCAGGUGUUGUCUACUCUGAGAUGCAAGGACGUCAAAACCUGCAGGGCGAUCUCAUGGAUCUCCAGAUGCGUCGCUUUCUCUACCCUGAAGGCGAUGGCUUCCGUAUGGAGACGGGUGGCUUGAUGGAGAACCUACGAGUGUCCACUGCAGAGCGUAUUCGCCAGUUCCACCGAGACAUGUAUCAGCCUAAGAAUCUACGAGUUAUAUUGAUUGGAGAGGUCGAUCAUCCAAAUCUCCUGGACAUACUGGAUAAGUUCGAAGACGAGAUCAUCGAUCGCGUACCGGCUUACGAUGCGCCCUUCAAGCGUCCAUGGGUCGAAUCGAAGCGCACUCCACCCCUGAGCAAGACCAUUGUUGACACAGUCGAGUUCCCAGAAGAAGAUGAGUCGACAGGUGAGGUGCAAAUCGCCUUCCUAGGACCCGAGACUAUCGAUGACCUUGGAGAGACUGCCAUCAACACACUGCUCAACUACCUUGCCGGGUCAUCUGUUUCGGUUCUGGUCAACACACUCGUCGAGAAGGAACACCUUGCGAGUAUGGUAUACUUCUGGUGCAAGGGGCACACAGACAUGAUCAUCUGGUGGACUCUGUCGUCUGUAGAGACUGACAAGCUGGCUGACGCCGAGAAGCGUUUCUUCGAGGUUCUUAAAGAACACGCUUCCAAGCCACUUGAUAUGAGCUACCUCAAGGACUGUCUCCAUCGCUUCAAGCGCCAAACUCGAUACAUGUCUGAGAUUGGCAUGGAUGAGUACAAAGACCCAAUCAUCAAAGAUCACGUAUUUGGUGACCGGAAUGGUACUCAUCUCGAAGACGCAAUGGCCACUCUUGAUGUAUUCGACACACUUGACAAAUGGACUGAGCAAGAGUGGCGAGCAUAUCUGAAUAAAUGGAUGGUGGAUGCUCACCACGUUUCCAUCCUGGGUAAACCUUCGAAGGCAUUGUCGGACAAAAUCAAAGCGGAUGAGGUUGCACGCGUCAAGGCACAACAAGAAAAGCUAGGCGAAGAAGGCCUGAAAAACUUGGCACAGAAGCUCAAGGAAGCCCAAGACGAAAACGACAAGCCUAUCCCAGAGGAGAUUAUCGCCAGUGUUCAUGUUCCCAGUACUGAGUCUAUCCACUUCUUUGAGACUACAACAGCGCGUUCUGGUGUAGCAAGGAAGCUAGGAACUUCUGAGAACAACAUCCAGAAGAUUGUCGACAAGGACGAAAACGGUCUUCCCCUCUUCAUCCACUUUGAACACAUACCAACUUCGUUCGUACACUUCGGCUUAGCACUCGGAACUGCCUCGCUACCAACGGAACUCAAGCCUCUCCUCGGCGUAUAUCUAACCAACUUCUUCGCGACUCCGAUCAUGAAGGGCGGAAAGCGUAUCGAGUUCGAGGAGGUCAUUACCAAGCUUGAGCAGGAUACCAUUGAGUACUCCAUGGACCGCGGUACCGAUAUUGGAAGCUCUGAGAUGAUCUACAUCCCUUUCAUUGCGGAGGCCGACAAAUUCGAAACUGUUGUGCUAUGGCUGAGGUCAAUGCUCGUUGAUUCAGUGUUCGAUACCGAGCGCGUGAUUUCUGCAGUCAAGAAGAUGCUCGCGGACGUGCCCGAAGAGAAGCGAGAUGGUAAUUCCAUGAGCUUUGCGGUCGACCGCAUGAUUCACUACAAUGCCGCAUCAGCUGUUCGCGCGACUGGUACGCUUGUCAAGGGUCUCUACCUCAAGCGCAUCCUGAAGCUACUCAAGACGGAGCCUCAGCAGGUCCUUGAUAAACUCGAAGCCCUACGCAAGCACCUCCUGACCUUCUCCAAUAUGCGCGUUCUCGUUACCGCCAACCUUGAGACCCUACCAAACCCAGUGUCCACCUUUAAGCACCUCACCGACGCCUUCAAGCCCGGCCCAGAGCCAACCGUGAAUCCAAUCGAUGAUCGCAACGCGCUCCUCUCAGAUAUCGGUCGUAAUCCAGGCGGUACACACUACAUCAUCCCCAUGCCCAUCGACUCCUCCUUCGCAGUCCUCACAUCCAAAGGACCCAAAGGCUACACAAACGCCCAACUGCCACCACUCAUGGUCGCACUUGCCUAUCUCGACGCCGUCGAAGGCCCCAUGUGGACAUCAAUCCGCGGCACAGGUCUCGCCUACGGCAGCAACUUCUUCCGCGACCCCGAAACAGGACUGCUCAAGUUCCGCAUCUCCAAAUCGCCCAACGUCUUCGCUGCGUACAACAAAGCCAAGACGGUCAUCAAGGAGUACGGCGACGGCACGCAGAAGUUUGAGAAGCUGGCGUUGGAAGGCGCGAUUUCAAGUAUCGUUCGCGACUUUGUUGACGAGCGCGCUACGGUUGUUGAUGCGGCUAGGAGUUCCUUUAUCGAUACUGUCACGCGUGGUGUGGGCAAGGACUGGCAGGCCUGGGCACUGCGUGAGGUGCGCAAGGUGACUGAGGAAGACGUGAGGAACAUCUUGAAUGAGGUCGUGUCGGGUGUGUUUGUGCCUGAGAAGACGGAUCUGGUCGUGACUUGUGGUGGUAUCAUGACUGACGGCCUCAAGAAGGACUUUGAGGGCGCAGGCUUCAAGAUCGAGAUGAAGCAGCUCACCGACUUCCAGGAUGCAUAUGGCCUCGAGGGUGAGGAAGAUGACGAGGACGAUGACGAAGAAGUAUCAGGUAGCGACGAUGAUUCUGAAAGUGGCUCGGAGAUGGAGGAGUAG